Messenger RNA from Orycteropus afer afer, 1375 nucleotides. RefSeq names its product phospholipase A2 group XV (gene PLA2G15). Gene Ontology annotation, biological process: ceramide metabolic process; phosphatidylcholine metabolic process. Lineage: Eukaryota; Metazoa; Chordata; Mammalia; Tubulidentata; Orycteropodidae. Gene Ontology annotation, cellular component: lysosome. The record is from RefSeq and is a predicted model, not a curated record.
UCUGCAUGUGGGACCGGAGUCGCUGGCUCACGCCAUGGGUCUCUGCUUCUGCCCUAACCGCGCGGCCCUGUUACCGUGUGGCGUCCUGUACCUCCUGCCGUUGCUAAUGCUGCUCGCAGAACCGGGGCUCCCUGCCGGACGUCAUCCCCCGGUGGUGCUGGUGCCUGGGGAUUUGGGCAACCAGCUGGAGGCAAAGCUGGACAAGCCGACGGUCGUGCACUACCUCUGCUCCAAGAAGACAGACAGCUACUUCACACUCUGGCUGAACCUUGAAAUGCUGCUGCCGGUCAUCAUUGACUGCUGGAUUGACAAUAUCAGGCUGAUCUACAAUGGAACAUCUCGGGCCACCCAGUUCCCUGAUGGCGUGGAUGUGCGUGUCCCUGGCUUUGGGCAGACCUUCUCACUGGAGUUCCUGGACCCCAGCAGAAGCAGUGUCGGUUCCUAUUUCCACACCAUGGUGGAGAGCCUUGUGGGCUGGGGCUAUACACGGGGUGAGGACGUCCGGGGGGCCCCUUAUGAUUGGCGCCGAGCCCCAAAUGAGAAUGGGCCCUACUUCCUGGCCCUUCGCAAGAUGAUCGAAGAACUGCACCAGGUGUACGGGGGCCCUGUGGUGCUGGUUGCCCACAGCAUGGGCAACAUGUACACGCUCUACUUUCUGCAGCAGCAGCCGCAGGCCUGGAAGGACAAGUACAUCCGGGCCUUCGUGGCACUCGGUGCGCCCUGGGGGGGCGUAGCCAAGACCCUUCGCGUCCUGGCCUCAGGAGACAACAACCGGAUCCCAGUGAUUGAGUCCCUGAAGAUCCGGGAGCAGCAGCGGUCUGCUGUCUCCACCAGUUGGAUGCUGCCCUACAGCCACACGUGGUCACCUGGGAAGGUAUUCGUGCACACGCCCACCACCAACUACACACUGCGGGAUUAUCGCCAGUUCUUUCAGGACAUUGGCUUUGAGGACGGCUGGUUCAUGCGGCAGGACACAGAGGGGCUGGUUGAUGUCGUGGUGCCACCUGGUGUGCGACUGCACUGCCUCUAUGGCACUGGGGUCCCCACGCCAGAUUCCUUCUACUAUGACAGCUUCCCUGACCGUGACCCUAAGAUCUACUUUGGCGACGGUGAUGGCACCGUGAACCUGCAGAGCGUGCUGCAGUGCCAGGCCUGGCGUGGUCGCCAAGAGCAACAGGUGUCAUUGCUUGCGCUGCCAGGCAGCGAGCACAUUGAAAUGCUGGCCAACGCCACCACCCUGGCCUACCUGAAGCAGGUGCUUCUUGGGCCCUGACGCCUGUGCAGGCAGGGCUGCCAUAUGUCUCGGCCUCUGGGGCUGUUGCAGCCCAUGGGUUUGUGACCAACCAAAUGAGGCCCUGGAUCUUGGAAUAUGAAG